CAUAGAAGCAAAAAUCUUUGGCCGUUAAAUUCUCAGCCUAAACUUCUCCGAUUCUCUCUCUCUCUCUCUCUCUCAGCAAGAAGAAGCGCACUCGAGAGAUAUCGGAACUCUCUUCGUCUUCGUCUUCGUCUUCUCUGAAACCUCGAUUUCGGAAAGCCUGAUUUGGUGGUGGAAGCGUCGAUGAUCAAUCUGAAGCCGCCAGAGGCUCGGGCAUCGACGGUGCCGCCGGUGACGGCGGAGAAGGCGUUGUCGUUAAUAUCGAAAGGUUGGAGAGAAGUGAGGAACUCGGCGGACGCGGAUCUCCAGCUGAUGCGGGACAGGGCCAAUUCGUUCAAGAAUUUGGCAUCGUCUUUCGACCGCGAGCUCGAGAACUUCUUGAAUUCGGCCUCCAAGUCGAAGUUCUCGGUGCCGGCCAUCAGGUCGUCUCCACCGGCGGAAAUCGACUUCGUGAAGCGGUUGCAGCCGAAGUUGUCGGAGAUUCGCAGGGUUUACUCUUCGCCGGAGUUCAGCCGCAAGGUCCUGCAGAAAUGGAGCCCUAGACCUAGAAUUCGGAUCGACUUGUCGGCAAUUAAGAACGCCAUUGUGUCGGAGGUGGAGGACAGGGACGAUGUGGUUGAUUAUGACGCGAGGGAGAGCUUCUGGAGGGGUAGGAAGGUGGGGUUUACGAACUUUAGGUGGGAAUGGAAAGGGGAAGGGGAAGGCGAGGAAGGUCAGUUUAGGGAUUGGGAACCAAUCCGGGUGUUGAAGACACGGUUGCGGGAGUUCGAACGGAAGAAUUCAUCUUCAGAGAUUUUCGAGAAUUUCAAGAAUAGUGAGUUUGUGGAAAAAGUGAAGUCAAGCUUGAAAGCAAUCUGCAAGGAGCCAACUGAAUCAAAGCAAGUCCCGCCAUUCGAUGUACCAGAACUUUUAGCAUAUUUAGUCAGGCAAUCUGGACCAUUCUUGGAUCAUCUUGGCAUUAGUAGAGAUAUAUCAGACAGGAUAGUGGAAAGCUUGUGUAGCAAACGCAAAAGUCAACUCCUAUUGCGUUCCAUUCCUGCAGGAGAAGCCUCCAUUCUUGAAGGAGAUAUUAAUGAUGAACUGGAUUUAAGGAUAGCCAGUGUCCUCCAAAGCACGGGGCAUCACUAUGAGGGGGGCUUCUGGAAUUAUUCCUCAAACCAUGACUUAUCGGAAAGGAAAAGGCAUGUUGCUAUUGUCACAACUGCAAGUCUUCCAUGGAUGACAGGAACAGCUGUGAAUCCACUGUUUCGAGCUGCUUAUUUGUCUAGAUCUGCCAAACAAAAUGUCACACUGCUUGUUCCAUGGCUUUGUCAGUCAGACCAAGAACUAGUAUAUCCAAACAAUGUCACUUUUAAUUCGCCAGAAGAACAGGAGCUUUAUAUACGAAAAUGGCUUGAGGAGAGGGUGGGUUUUAGGGCUGAUUUCAAAAUUUCAUUCUAUCCAGGAAAGUUCUCAAAAGCAAGACGAAGUAUAAUACCUGCUGGAGAUACAUCGCAGUUCAUUUCAUCAAAGGAUGCUGACAUUGCUAUCCUGGAAGAACCAGAACAUCUUAACUGGUACCAUCAUGGUAAACGUUGGACUGACAAAUUUAACCAUGUUGUUGGUAUAGUUCACACAAAUUACUUGGAAUACAUCAAGAGGGAGAAGAAUGGGGCUAUUCAAGCUUUCUUUGUGAAACACAUAAACAAUUGGGUUACUAGAGCAUACUGCCACAAGGUCCUCCGCCUUUCCGCUGCUACCCAGGACUUACCCAAGUCUGUUGUUUGCAAUGUUCAUGGCGUGAACCCAAAAUUUUUGAAAAUUGGUGAAAAAGUUGCCGAAGAAAGGGAGCGCGGACAGCAAGCCUUCACAAAAGGAGCAUAUUUCUUGGGGAAGAUGGUCUGGGCAAAAGGAUACAAGGAGCUGAUAGAUUUAUUGGCAAAGCACAAGAGCGACCUUCAUGGCUUCAAACUGGAUGUAUUUGGAAAUGGAGAGGAUGCUCAUGAAGUUCAGAGCACAGCUAAGAAGUUGGAUCUGAAUCUCAACUUCAUGAAAGGCAGGGACCAUGCUGAUGAUUCUCUUCACGGGUACAAAGUCUUCAUAAAUCCCAGUGUUAGCGAUGUGCUCUGCACAGCCACAGCCGAGGCCCUAGCAAUGGGGAAGUUUGUUGUUUGUGCAGAUCAUCCAUCGAACGAGUUCUUCAGGUCAUUCCCCAACUGUUUGACUUACAAGACUCCAGAAGAUUUUGUUGUGAAGGUGAAAGAAGCGAUGGCCAAUGAACCCCAGCCUCUUACUCCCGAACAAAGAUACAACCUUUCAUGGGAAGCGGCCACCCAGAGAUUUAUAGAGUACUCCGAGCUUGACAGAAUGUUGAAUGACGAAAAAGGCGAUUCUCAAUCUGCUCAAGCUAGUGGGAAAAUCUUCAGAAAAUCAUUGUCCACGCCAAACUUGACGAACAUGGUUGAUGGAGGGUUGGCAUUUGCCCACUAUUGCCUUACUGGGAAUGAGUUCCUUAGGCUGUGCACGGGGGCUAUACCUGGGACACGCGACUAUGACAAGCAGCAUUGUAAAGACCUGCAACUCUUGCCUCCUCAGGUAGUAAACCCUAUUUAUCUGUGGUAGGUGGGUUCGUUCGCAUGUGUAUAUCGGCAAUAGUUACUUUUGUGUAUAAUCGAUGCUAUAGAUAUGUAGGAUCUUAUCAUGUUUGUGGAUCAUCAAGGUCCUUCUUGACGUUCUUUAGUGAUAAAUUCAAGAUUUUAUAGUGUC
Molecule: messenger RNA, 2742 nt
Organism: Diospyros lotus (date-plum)
Lineage: Eukaryota; Viridiplantae; Streptophyta; Magnoliopsida; Ericales; Ebenaceae
Product: digalactosyldiacylglycerol synthase 1, chloroplastic
Exons: 7
Coding region: 181-2598 (805 amino acids)
Biological process (GO): galactolipid biosynthetic process
Cellular component (GO): chloroplast outer membrane
Molecular function (GO): digalactosyldiacylglycerol synthase activity
Source: RefSeq, a predicted model, not a curated record